AUGUCUCUCAAACAGGAAAUCGAGACAUGGGUCGCCGCCCUGGCGCGGUAUGACAACAACGAGUUCGACGAGGCUUUGAAAGAAUUCGAGAGCGUUUCCGAUACCUCCAAGAUCCUCUUCAACAUGGGUGUUAUCCACGCUACUUUGGGCGAGCAUGAAAAAGCUGUCGAAUGCUACCAACGAGCCAUCCGCCUCGACCAGUAUCUCGCUGUUGCCUACUUCCAGCAGGGAGUCUCUAACUUCUUGCUUGGCGACUUCGAGGAGGCCCUGGCCAACUUUAACGACACUCUGCUCUACUUGCGAGGUAACACGAUGAUCGACUACGCGCAGCUCGGUCUCCUUUUCAAGCUCUACUCCUGCGAGGUCCUUUUCAAUCGAGGUUUGUGCUACAUUUACUUGCAGCAGAAGGAUGCCGGUCUCCAGGACCUUCAAUUCGCCGUCAAGGAAAAGGUCGUUGAGGACCACAAUGUCAUUGACGAGGCCAUCCGGGAGGAAGCCGAGGGCUACACCGUUUUCUCCAUCCCCGUCGGCGUCGUCUACCGCCCGAACGAUGCCAAGGUCCGGAACCUGAAGACCAAGGACUACCUCGGAAAGGCCCGUCUGGUUGCCGCUUCUGACCGUGCCAACGCCUUUACUGGAUUCGCCGGGUCUGAGAUAAAGAAUGCCGGUCAACAAUCUGCCAAGGAUGACAGACCCACAGACAACAUUUCUUUCGCAGCUACCAAUCUAGUGAAGCCAGGCCUGCAGAGCCGAGCGUCCGUACGGAACGGGCCCAAGCCGACCCUGUCGAAGCUCAACAUUGAACGAGCCGUCAACAACCGGUACGAGAAGACUUCGUCGCCCCAGAGCGGCCCCCGGCGGCAGAACACCACUAGGUCCAAUUCGUCAACACCCCAGCGUUCGUAUUCCCAGCGCCAGCGCAACGACGAGGAGGAAGACUACGCCGACGACGUCUACGACAUGUACCAGGGCGGCAACAACGGUGGUGGCGGCGGCAGCUCUCGUGGGAGCCGCCAACAAGGGCGUCGCAACAUGCCCCGCUAUAUCGAGGAGGAGGAAGAUGAGGGAAGCGAGUUUGACGACGGCUCGUUCGACGAGGGUGAGUUUGAGAUGGUCAGCAACCGCAGGGCGAAUACUGGCUCCAUGUCGGCCGGCUCUUCGAGAGGUCAAUCCAGGCGCCCAGAGGUCCGCAAGGUCCGCGUCAAGGUCCACGCUGAGGAUGUCCGAUAUAUCAUGAUUGGAUCCGCGAUUGAGUUCCCCGACUUUGUCGACCGCGUGCGUGACAAGUUUGGUCUCCGACGGCGAUUCAAGAUCAAGGUCCGCGAUGACGAUAUGCCCAAUGGUGACAUGAUCACGCUUGGUGACCAAGACGACUUGGACAUGGUCCUCAUGACCGUCAAGAGCAACGCGCGGCGGCAGAGGCAAGAAAUUGGCAAGAUGGAGGUUUGGGUUCAAGAGGUUUAG
Messenger RNA from Parascedosporium putredinis, 1464 nucleotides. Lineage: Eukaryota; Fungi; Ascomycota; Sordariomycetes; Microascales; Microascaceae. The record is from the annotation of a GenBank genome assembly.